UGACCCACAUUUGUCGCCCUCCCUGUGUCUAGCCCAUCCAAUCCCGGAGAAGGGGAGGGAUGAGGUGACCGCUCCAUCCUUGUUUUAUGGUCCUCAUACUUCCACCAGCUUUGAAACUGUAUAGGGUGUGGGAUUUAAUAGCCGGAGCCACUGUAGUUUGGCAUUGCCUGGAAUCACAACCUGGUCCAUACGCCUGGCCAGGGGGAGGAGGUGAAGAAAGAAAAGUCCUCCUCCCCUCCAGCAUCCCUGCCUGUGGCUCAGCGGAUUCAGUACUUUCAGCAUUUGGAGAGCUCCAGGGCUCUUCACGCCGGGCGGUGGGGUUGGCAGCAGAGCAUCUGCCCAGCUCUUUGCUCUCCAGUGACUAUGGCUAGUGUCCAGCAAGGGGAAAAGCAGCUUUUCGAGAAGUUCUGGAUGGGGACUUUUAAAGCCGUGGCCACUCCAAGAAGGGAAAGCAUCAUCGUUACCAGCAUCACCUCUCGGAAACCGCUGUCAAGUGACAAUGUCAAAUGCUCAUUAUCUCCAAACAAAGACAUAAGACAAGAGGGGACACUAAGUGGAAGUCUGGAGAAUGGGUGUACAAGAAGAAGGUUUGGGCAAGAGCUUAGCCCGCGCCAGCACCAAAGAGACAGGUUCUCAGAAGCAGAAAAACUCAGCCCAUCCCCACCUCCAAAGAGCAAAAAGAAGAAGAAAAAGUCUGAUCGCAAGAGGAGAAAAAGGUCACGAUCUUACAGUCCUUCCCCAGUGAAAAAGAAAAAGAAGAAAAGCUCAAAGAAGCAGAAGAGGAACAGGUCUUCAUCAAAGAAGAGACGACACAAUUUAUCCAGCCCAAAAAGCAAAAGAAAGCAAGACCGGAAACACAGAAAGCACUCACGUGGUAGGUCACGAAAAUCCCACCAUCAUCAUUACCAACAUUCUCGCUCUUCAAGCAUUGAAUCUAGAUCCCCAAGCUGUGAAAACAGAGCAAGGGAGCAAUCUAAAGGAGAAAGACAUCGGUCAAGGAGAAAGAAACACAAAUACCACAAUUCUAGGUCUGUAAAUAAGAAGCAAAGAGAAGUGACUCCACUGUCUGCACAUAGCAGCAUCUGCACCUCCAAGUUGACAAUUUCCCAAUCAGUCCCUGGUCUUUUGGUCACAACAGAGAAUCAUGGAAGUUGUCAGAAGGAUGUCUCAAACGAAUAUGACUCGGGAAAUGAUAUAAGCACCCCUCCCUCGAUGCAGACAAGUUCCUCUGUGUUGAAGAUAAACCAGGACAAAGAGAGUCCUAUUCUUCAGGGUUUUGGACAUGUCCCUUCAUCUGUGAAGACUCCAAAUGGCCACAGUGACAACAUCUCUGAUUCAGGGAACUCAUCUGCCAGUUGUUUCUCUUUUAGUAAAGAUUCAUCACUUCAUUUGGGAGAUACACGGACGUUGGCAAAAAGAGAUUUGUCCUCUUGUCUCGGCUGCCUUGAGGAACACAAAAGUGUAUCUGACAUAUCGCCUGACAGGACAUCUGUACACAGACAUCGAUCACGGAGCUCCUCAUACAGAAGCACCAGAAGGUCUUACUCCCGUAGCUCAAGUCAUUCCAUCAGCUCUUACUCUUCUUACUAUAGGUCAUCUUCAGACAGAAGGUCCCGAAGUAGGUCCAUUUCUUCAGGUGCAAGGUCAUACUCAAGAUCUACCAGCUAUUCAUCCAAAUCAGCCAGGAAGAGCACCGGAAGUAGAAAUUCACGAAGAAGUCCUAGUUACUCCCGCUACAGUCCCACCAGAGAUCGAGAGAGAACCAACAAGUAUGAUUCUGUUGAAAAGGAAACUCGUAAAGGAGGUCACCGGACAAGACGCAGCUCCUAUUCACCUAUGAGAAAGCGCAGAAGGGAUUCACCAAGUCACCUGGAAGCAAGAAGAAUCACUAGUGCUCGCAAACGUCCCAUCCCAUAUUACCGGCCUAGCCCUUCGUCAUCAAGCAGUGACAGCAGCACCCCCUCUUGGUACAGUCCAAGAAGCAGAUCCAGAAGUCGCAGUUACUUUAGUCACAGAAGUAGUCGGAGCAGAAGCCGCAGCAGUGACUGGAACAGAAGCUCUCGGGAACACAGUAGGAGUCAUAGUAGAAGCUGGAGCCGAAGUUCUGACUCUUGCGACAGCAUCAGGCGCUGAGACUCCUGCUUGGGUUUCCAUGUUAUUCAUACAAAGCUCUGCAGCACGGCUAGUGAAAUAUUUCCCAUCAACAUCCAUGUCCACCGGUAUGCUUCUGAUAAUCAGACAUGCUGCAAUUUCCCUCUCUACAACAAUGAACAGAACGUGUGAGGAUACAUAGAAACAUAUGGAGAAGCGUCCAGAGUCCUCCUUUCUUACAAGCUGAGCCAUCACAUCCACCUCCACCCCCCUGCGCUGUCAUAGUAAAGUACUUAUCAGUCCAAUACUUGGGGUCUUCAUGACUCUCGUACACCACAUGGAAUGGCAAGCAUGUGGCAGAGUAACCACUCAGAUGCUAAAGUCAGCUUCCUAACACCAACAAGGGCCCUGAAUGCUGAUACUGUGGUUGAGUACAAGAAAUUCCCAACAAUGCAAAUUGGCUUUCAUUACAAUCACUUGUUUCAGUUUAGUAAAGACAGGGUUAAAUGUAUCGAUUUACUGGCAGCUAUAAAGACUCCAUAACUGAAGCUAUAAAGCUACUUUCCCAUGUAAGUGGUACGUUAUGAAAGCUUGACUUGGCGUGUAUUUUUUACACAUAGGACUUUAUUGUGAGUAUCCAUCUGGGCUGCAAUAAUCCAAUGUGACUGUGUUCCCACAUCUACGGUACAAAGUGAGAAUGUGCUAACAACCUCCCCAUGGUCUACAUUCCAAAAACAGUAAGAACAAUAAUUGCCGCAUCUCAAUGAAGAAUAGACAUGAGGCUUUGUCUUCUCUACCCUCCAUAGGCAAUUGCUGUAAUUGUUGUUUAUUACUUAUUUAUUUAUUAUUUAUUUUUUUAUUCAUAUAAGCGUAAUUGGACAGUGUGUGGGAAAAAUAUUCUGAAACUAGAGGAACCUAAAGAGCUUACAACACGUGCAUUACUUUUUUUUUUUACCAAGGUUAUGGAAAGUUGUGUAGAAACAGAGGGGGUCAUAGGUAAAAUGUGUGUUACUGUAUAUAUGUCAUAUUGGGAGACAAGAAAGUUGUGCAGGACUGUUACACAUGAAAACAGUGUCAGUAAUAUAUACAUAUGGCACAUAUACCUGUUCAGACUAUUUUAUGCAUGUCCCCCAAGUAUGAACAUGAUGUGUGGAAAUUGUGUUUUCUCUGAGGUAGAGGUCUAGAAAUUAGAGGUGAGUUCUUUCCUGUAUACUAGAAACAGAUCACCUUGCUGUACAGAACCCUACAGGACACACUGUAUGAUUAAAUAAUGUAACAACCGGGUCUAUAUCGCCAACACCAGCCCUGUCAGUUUUAGAUAGGUGACCUAGAAGGUUGUAUUAUUAUUAGUUUAACAGAGUAUAAACUAACAAUUUUCUCAAUAUAUAGCCAUCAUUUACGUUAAGAGUGGAGUGUAGUUUUCUUUCAGUUUUUUUUCCCUGACAUAGUUUUUCAUGAUAUUUACAAAAAUUUCCCUAAGAUAAGCAUUUUUCCCUACAUUUUGCUUUUUUUUUCACAACUGCGCUGAGUAGUUUUCCAGAGCUCAAAUCCACUACAUAUUAUGUGGGAACAUUAAAAAAAUUGCUUGAAUUUUUCAAAAUGGACGGGGAAAUGCUCACUUUUUCAGUGACCAAACAAACAAUGCCCCUUUUUUCCGGUUUUCUGAGUAAAGUGUAGCGUUAGUAGGUUUCUUUUUUAUUGUUCGUUGGAAAUUCUGGCGCACGACACAUGCAACACAAAACAAAAUUCCAAAGCUACUUAGAAAAACCUUAGUAAAUGAGGCCCAAUUUGUUUUUAGAUUUAUUGCACAAAUAGGGUUUAAAAAUAUAUAGUGACUGCAAUCACAAGUCCAAGGGGCAAAGAAGAAUUUGAACCAAAAGUAAUGGAAUUUUUGGUUGUACUCAGAUGUUCAGUCAUUGCAAUGCAUGUGAGUGAAAUUUGUGAAAUCUCCAUACUAGGUGUGGAACUGCAGAUCCUGGCAGAUAGGUGCUGGGGGUGGGAUAAAAUUAACCAUACCUGGUGGUGCUAAGCUGCAGCUGCAUGCCUCCUUGCUCCCUCUCCCACCCUGCUUUGACUAAUUGACAUACAGGGCUGAAAGCUAAGCCCUGUACAUCAAUUAUGCAUGGUGGGGGUAAGAAAGAGUGGAGUAGCAGCAUGUAUCUUUCCUCCUCCCCCCUGCUUUGACUGAUUGACAGUACUGGAAGCCCCAUACAUGAAUCAUACAGGAUAGGGAGAGUGAAGGAAUGCUGCUGUGCAAUUCAGCUCCACCUCUUCAGGUGCUAAAAAAAAAAAAAGGCACUUUUAUGACUUUGUAAAAGCAAUCAGCAAAACUAAAGCAGUAUAACAUAACAUGUUUGCGGAUUGGAAUGCAUUUUUAAAGUGACAGGUUCCCUUUAAAGGGGUGUGGUAUGGUGAGGAGGUGUGGCUUAUAAGUUAUCUAAAGGCAUAGCACAUGUUUGGCAGAUGACGCCUAGUGCAUACAUUGUACCAUGACAGAUUUCCCUAUAAGAGAUAUUUAUCAUAAUUUGUGAGACUUUAAAAGAAGAAAAUGGAUCAGUCUUGUUUUGGUUAAAUCUGCCUUAAUUUGCUUAUUUGAAAACCACGCACAUAGGAAGGGAAUUCUUGCAAUCAUGCCCUAUCAUUCCCCUUGUAGUUAAUCUAAGCAUUCAUCAUCCUGACAGUGUACAUGUUUAUCAGCUCCGUGUUGGUACAAGCAGUAAUGAAUUAAUGUUUGCUGACCUUGUACAAGUGUAUUGUUCUGCUUUAGGGUAUGUGAGGAAUUGGAGAGGAAUUUACUCGAGUAAUUCCGCUCGCUUAUUCCUCUCCAAUUCAGUCAGCAGUGAAAAACCCAAUAGAGUUUAACUGUAUUUCCCCUCCUUAGUUCACACUGAGGAAUUUGUAGCAAGCGGAAUUCCAACGCUGAAUUCCGCUCCGCAUGAAGAAUGAACAUGUUCUUUCUUCAUGCGGAAUCUGCAUCUUUGUUCCAUAGAAAUCAAUGAAAUCUUUUUUCAGCCUGAUGUCGUUACAUUGGGAAUUCGUGUGGAAUUUGCACGGAAUAUCCACAAAACUCCGCACAAAUUCUGCUUGGAAGGACUUUCACCAAUUAGGGAAAUUCUGUGGUGUAUGACUAUUAUUUUUGAGAACUACCCCUUAUUCCCCAUUGACUUCUUUUCAAUUGCCUGAUUCACACCAUGUAAUUCUGCACACUGGACUCUACAGUCCCCUCCGCUGAUUUCCUUUAUCUUGCAGCUGCAGAACUUCUACAUUUUCCAAUGAUUAUAUAUUUUCUAAAUAGAGAGAUACAAAUGGAAUAUUCAAGUAGGAUGGUAAUAUAAGGCAUGUCACACAAGUACACUGCUUGCAUAUUCGAAAACACCUUGCAGAUAUUCUUUGAAUUGCUUUGUUUUCUGACAUCUUUUCCUUCUGCCUUAAUUUUCUCUAUUUGGAAAAUGAGAUAAAUGAUGCACAUAGAAAAUCUCCCCCUGGAUGGUUAAAUGGGAACAACAUACUGUUGACUUUUGUUUUAAUGGCCAAGCAAUUAUGACAUCAUAGACAUCAAAAGAAAACAGCUUAAAGGGGUACUUGGCCCCUAGACAUCUUUUCCCUAUCCAAAAGGAUAGGGGAUAAGAUGUCUGAUCACGGGGUUCCACCACUGGGGACCCACGCAAUCUCGGCUACGGCACCCCAGACUUCGCUCUGUGCCGGAUAACUGGUGAUGUGAGCAGAAGGCUCGUGACGUCACGGCCACGACUCCUCAAUGCAAGUCUAAUGGAGGGGGCGUGGUGGCCAUCAGGCCCCCUCCCAUAGACUUGCAUUGAGGAGGCGUGGCUGCGACGUCACAUGGGGCAUGACUGACAUCAUAAGCCUCCGGCGCUGCACCUGAUGCUCUAAACAAAUGCUGGGUGCAGCAGGGAGAUCGCACGGGAUAAGAUGUCUAGGGGCGGAGUACCCCUUUAAACGGUUAGGCUCCAGCAGCAAAUGACAGGGACCAUCAGUUACAGGGUUGUUUCACAAUUAGCAUUUAUUUUGCAUCCAGAUCCUAAAGCAUGUGGUAAAAUGAAAAAAAAAUAAUAAUUUUUUUGCUGCAUUUGCUGUUUUUUUUUUUGUUUUGUUUUUUCCCAAAGAGCAAUAUGCUUUGCCUUUUCUCCAUAGGCUUCUUUAUAAGGCCUGAAAAGUACCCCAAAAAAUCAGGUUUUAAAUCUUACAAUAUAAAAAAAAACAAAAAACUGCAAACAUACUGUGCAUAAAGGAAGCCUAGUGGCUUCUGAGAUCUGAUUAAUGUAUAAUAAUGUCAGUCAUCAAAGAAACAAGGUACCAGGGGUGAAUCUUGAAGGGUAUCCAGAGCCUGAAUGUCUGAAUGCCCCUCUUCAUUGGCCUGAGCAUUUAGCGCCAGGUUUUAGUUAUUGAUUUCCUUAUUUAUUUAUUGUAUUUAUGAAUUAAUUUAUGUAUUUAUUGUGAGAAAUGAUAUUGUCAUUCCUUUUUAUACAUGUUCUUCUGCCUGGUUACUGUGUUGCUCAGUGUGUUACAAAUUAAACGAUUAUGGGAUGUUUAUUUCUAUUCUACAAUGUGUUAUUGGGAAGGUUUCUUCAUAAUAUAACAGAAUCGAUAGCAUAAUAUGUUGUGUUAAAAAAUUCCAUCCAGCUAAGUCAACGUACUGCUUGAAAAAUAAUGGGUCUGCCAGAAAGAUAGUGUAAAAAAUGUCUGGGAUGUGGUGGAAAUGAUGUAGGGCAGCCUUCUCUACCAAGUCAUUAUUUCCAUUGACAAUGUGUUACAACGUGGGAUGUUUCUUUUAUAUGAUGUACCUUCAUCUUCUGGGUUUCUGUAUGCUGCUUUAAGAUAUUUAUUGGGUUUGGUUGUCAAAUUGUUUCUUUAUUUAAUGCUUGAUAUGUAAUGUAUUUAUUGUUAGUGGUCUGGGUGAGAACCAACCGUCACACUUGAAUUACCUCCGUGUUAUUACUGUGCUAAUCCAUUUGCUGCUUUGUAUUUAUGUUAUACCUUAAACAAUGUACAAACUGGUUUUGGUGGGAACUUUACAGUUUCUUUGGCUGUCUUUAUUUAUGUUAAUGUAUAUUUUAUU
Messenger RNA from Hyla sarda, 7168 nucleotides. It is a transcript of the gene SRRM4, whose product is annotated as serine/arginine repetitive matrix 4. NCBI's taxonomy places the organism in Eukaryota, Metazoa, Chordata, Amphibia, Anura, Hylidae. Gene Ontology annotation, biological process: regulation of RNA splicing; neuron maturation; mRNA processing. Gene Ontology annotation, cellular component: nucleus. Gene Ontology annotation, molecular function: mRNA binding. Bases 364 to 2133 code for a protein of 589 amino acids. The transcript has 13 exons. The record is from RefSeq and is a predicted model, not a curated record.